This is a messenger RNA of Lucilia sericata (common green bottle fly), 1601 nucleotides long. Its product is annotated as putative fatty acyl-CoA reductase CG8306. Gene Ontology annotation, biological process: long-chain fatty-acyl-CoA metabolic process. Gene Ontology annotation, cellular component: peroxisome. The coding region runs from base 79 to 1563 and encodes 494 amino acids. Lineage: Eukaryota; Metazoa; Arthropoda; Insecta; Diptera; Calliphoridae. The record is from RefSeq and is a predicted model, not a curated record. The transcript is spliced from 10 exons. Gene Ontology annotation, molecular function: alcohol-forming very long-chain fatty acyl-CoA reductase (NADP+) activity.
UUAAGGUUAUAUUUCAUUCUGAGUUUGCAGUCCGAAUAUAGUGAUUGACAAGAACGAAAACGAAGCAACAACACCAUAAUGCUAAUUACAGACUUUUAUGCAGAUCGCGAAGUAUUCAUUACAGGUGGUACAGGCUUUCUGGGUAAGGCCUUAAUUGAAAAACUAUUACGUGACUGUCCAAAAAUCAAGGUAAUCUAUAUUUUGCUGAGAGGAAAACGUUCAGUUGGUGUUGAGCAACGUUUAGAGGAAUUUAAAAAGAAUAAAGUAUUUGAUCGCAUAAAUCGGGAGUGUCCGGAGGUUUUGGAUAAAUUACAUGCUAUACAAGGAGACAGUCAAGAAUUGGGUUUGGCUAUAGCAGCAAAAGAUUUGGAAUUGUUGAAAAAUGUCAGCAUUAUAUUUCAUAUGGCGGCCAAUGUUAAAUUCGAUGACCCUUUACGUAGUUCUAUACUGCUUAAUACACGAGGCACUUGGGAACUGUUGAAAAUUGCGGAAAAACUUAAGCAUCUAUUGGCUUUCAUACACUGUUCGACUGCCUAUUGUAAUCCCUUUGAGAAAGUUGUAGAGGAAAGAGUUUAUAAAAUUCCAGUGGAUUGGCGUAAGGCCAUUAAAAUAGCUGAAACUUAUGAUGAAUAUACCAUUAAUGCUUUAUGUGCAAAAUAUUCUGGUUAUUGUCCUAAUACUUAUACCUUUACCAAAAACUUGAGCGAACAAAUUAUUCAAGAAUAUUCUAGUAAAUUACCCAUAUCCAUAUUACGUCCCUCAAUUGUGAUAAAUGCCUUAAAAGAACCUGUACCCGGUUGGAUUGAUAACAUGAAUGGGCCUUUGGGUGCUAUGGUGGGUCUAAGUGUUGGCAUUCUACCCAUGUCAUACUGUAAUGCAAAUAUGGAAAUGGACUGUAUACCCGUAGAUGUGGUUACAAAAUUAACUGUUGUGGCCGGCUAUAAACUAGGUUUGCAGACCCUUAGAAAAGAACCUAAGGUUUUAGAAGUUAUUAAUUGUGCUUCUGGUGAAUUUUUUAGUAUAAACAUGCAUCGUGCUUCUAUAUUGUAUAAUAAAUCAAUUGAAGAUAAUCCCAUGGAAAAUUGUAUUUGGUAUUUCGGUUCCCCUUGGCUGACAUCGUGUUACUAUAACUUUGUCUUUCAUAUAUUUCUAAUGAAUCUACCGCUGGCAUUGCUAAUCGAUACUGCUUUGCGUUUAGUGGGCCAUCAGCCGUUAAUGAUAAAGAUUUCUCGACGUAUUAUGUAUACGAUGAAGGCAAUUGGCUUUUUUUCCAUGACGGAAUACAAAAUAAUUAAUAAAAAUAUGAUCGAAUUGGAUAAAUACAUACCGGAAAGUGAAUUUGAAACUUAUAACGUUAUAAAGGAUAUUAAAGAGGUAGAUUUCUCGGAAUUUUUUGAUAAUGCUGUGCGCGGUGCUAAAUACAAUUUUUUUGAUCAACCUACUGUAGCAACUGAUGGUUCCCGUAAACGUUUCAAAAUCUUUAUUAUUGUAAACAAAAGUAUAAAAUUAUUAGUAUUUGCUCUAGUUUUAAAUUAUUUAUGGUUAAUUGCUUCAAAAUUAUAAUUUGAAAUUGAUUUGUUGAAAUAAAUAUGGUUAUAGGA